Molecule: messenger RNA, 1098 nt
Organism: Aspergillus wentii DTO 134E9
Lineage: Eukaryota; Fungi; Ascomycota; Eurotiomycetes; Eurotiales; Aspergillaceae
Exons: 3
Coding region: 25-795 (256 amino acids)
Source: RefSeq, a predicted model, not a curated record
AUUCGACUCGGUCUAUAUCUUCAAAUGUUCACCGCACAGAUUUCUGGACUAUCCAGUGCCAUUCUCCCCAUCCCUGAUAGUAUCGGCCAAGGAGUAGUCCUCUUCGUCCUAGCAACAGGAAUAGUACUCUUCCGACUAAUUGAGCACCGCGAGAUCGAAGCCGUCGAAGUCUUCAUCAUGCUGAGUCUGCUGGUCGCCCAUCAUGGCGCUUGUCGAGUACCAUUUUGGAAACAGCCAAUGACCAUUUUCGUCUAUCUGGGCGAGCUGAUCUGCCUGUUGGCUCUAUCUGCUUGGUUCUGGUUUCGCGGUAUGGAUAUGCUCCCGAGAUCGUGCGUGGAUGAUUAUGCCUUUUUCUUUGCCAAGGUUAGUAUCUGGCAUUGGUUUCGGAAGCUCAAUCAGGCUUUUAUUGUCAUCACGAUCGUGGGUGCUGCACCGGGCAUUAUUUACUACAUGUCCUGGCUGUUUACGCUCACCGUCCUCCGGAUAAUAUACGGACAACAGGUCGACGAAGAUCAUGAAAUGGCAACAGGAUCGCUUGAGUUUGUGAUCAACGCCGGCGUCAUUGCCUACGUCGAGUUGGCUAUCAAGUGGAAUCAUAUCUCCGGUGUUUACGACUUGAGCAGUCCCGGCCAGUAUAUGCCGUUCUUCAUUGCACUGGCUCAGCUCUUUACCACAUUAUAUCAACUUGGAAAACAUGGCCUGAUUCAAGAAUAUGCUGGCGAUGGCGGCGAUUUUGAAUGCCCCCAUAAAACGGCUACGGCAACUGAUGUUGAACUCGCCCCAACUACUCAUUAAACCCGUCUGAUAAUAGCCGAUUCGUUUAUCAUACUAUGUACAUAUUCUUAUAAAAUCAUAUCACUCCAACCAGCUCUCAACAGCCACCGCAAUAGCCUCUCCCACCCACUCAUCCAAAUGAACCCCAUUAUCAAACCCAUGCUCCCCAUCCCUCAAAGUCAACACAAUAUUAUCACCCCCAGGCUGCCCCUUAAAAGCCCCCCUCGCCUUCGCAACAAACUUCUCACUCCCAUCCACAGGAACAACACUAUCCUGAAUCCCAUGGAAGAUGGAAAUCCCACCCCGCGGAAUCCGCACCCCAGG